CUACAUAGGACGCAUAACAUAUCCAUAAUUAACCAUGGCGGCUUCUUCUCCUUCGACCAUAAUCCAGGUAGAAACCAAGAGCGCCGCCACCUUGUCUGCGGCGCCGGCGAGCAACAAGACGCUGGCGACGGUGGCAAACCUUGCCCAACUUCUGCCCACCGGCACUGUCUUCGCCUUCCAGGCCCUCGCGCCCUCCUUCUCCAACCGCGGCACCUGCGACGCCACGAGCAGGACCCUCACCCUCGCCCUCAUCGCCCUCUGCGCUGCCUCGGCCGCCUUAUUCUCCCUCACCGACAGCUUCACCGGCCGCGACGGGCGGCAGUACUACGGCCUCGCCACCCGGGGCGGCUUCUACGUCUUCAACUACGACGGCGACGACGGCGCGCGGGACCAAGUGUUCGGCGACUUGAAGCCGUACUGGCUGCGGGCGACGGACUACGUGCACGCGUUCUUGGCGGUGCUGGUGUUCAUGACGGUGGCGUUCAGCGACGGCAUGAUACAGGGGUGCUUGUUCCCGGCGGCGGGGAGGAGCGAGAUGGAGCUGCUCGUGAACUUGCCGCUGGGCGCCGGCGUCCUGUCGACGCUGGUGUUCCUGGUGUUUCCCACCAGGCGGCGGGGGAUUGGCUACACUAAUGCUGCCGUGGCCAAGGACGACUCGCAUCACGCAUGACGUCAUUAAUUACUCCCUUCUCAAUUAUAUUUUCAUUUAUAAUUUAGCAAUUGUUUAGUCUAGAUUUUAGAGAAUUUUUUAUUUGAUUUAGAGAUAUUUUUAUCAUAAAUUUGGGAAUAUCAAAUGAUAAUAUAUCUGUUGGGUUAAGUAAAAAAUUUAUAGAUAAUAUUUUUUUUUUCCA
Zingiber officinale is the source of this 851-nucleotide messenger RNA. RefSeq names its product protein DMP3-like. The transcript has a single exon. Gene Ontology annotation, biological process: endomembrane system organization. NCBI's taxonomy places the organism in Eukaryota, Viridiplantae, Streptophyta, Magnoliopsida, Zingiberales, Zingiberaceae. The record is from RefSeq and is a predicted model, not a curated record. Bases 35 to 670 code for a protein of 211 amino acids.